Molecule: messenger RNA, 686 nt
Organism: Sinocyclocheilus grahami
Lineage: Eukaryota; Metazoa; Chordata; Actinopteri; Cypriniformes; Cyprinidae
Product: tyrosine-protein kinase STYK1-like
Exons: 4
Biological process (GO): positive regulation of kinase activity; cell surface receptor protein tyrosine kinase signaling pathway; multicellular organism development
Cellular component (GO): plasma membrane; signaling receptor complex
Molecular function (GO): transmembrane receptor protein tyrosine kinase activity; ATP binding
Source: RefSeq, a predicted model, not a curated record
CAAUCACAUUGACAGAAAAAAGCCUGGCAACAAUGUAUAAUCAAAUAUUUAUGAAUGAUUGAGAGAUUUAUAAGACACAUCAGGCAUGCACAUACUGGCAACUACAUAAAUCACUGAGCCUUUUACUUUGUUUGACUCUGGCAUGCAUUAAUCAUGACCAGUCAUGAGCACUUAUACCAAAGCAUUUAUGAUUUACAUUAUACAAUAAAUACUUUGUCACAAGAUCAAGUUCGCAUUCUAACACAACCUGUUCUGAAAUCACAGGAGUAUCUGCAUAGUAAGAACUACAUCCAUGGUCAUGUCAAGGCUCGAAGCGUCUUGGUUGGUCGGGAUCUGUCGGUCAAGCUGUGGGGUUUGGGUCCGGCAUAUCGCAGAAAAACGAGUGCAGCCUCUAUGGAUGUAGAAGAUAUAGAAAUGAGAAAAUGGCAAGCUCCAGAAGCAUUAGCACAGCAACCUCUCCAGCAAAGCAGCGACAUAUGGUCCUUUGGCAUUUUGCUGUAUGAGAUGGUGACAUUAGGAGAGCCGCCCUUUCCCAACAUCAUGGCCAGCGAACUUCUGCAGCAUUUACAGAGAGUGAAUACACUAAAGAGACCACCCAACUGCUCUAAUACACUAUAUUCUAUUAUCAAAUCCUGCUGUCAGUGGAAACCAAAGGAUCGAGUCUCAUUGGCUGAGCUGAUCAGAAA